Molecule: messenger RNA, 2180 nt
Organism: Grammomys surdaster
Lineage: Eukaryota; Metazoa; Chordata; Mammalia; Rodentia; Muridae
Gene: Tpm3
Product: tropomyosin 3
Exons: 9
Coding region: 97-843 (248 amino acids)
Biological process (GO): actin filament organization; muscle contraction
Cellular component (GO): actin filament
Molecular function (GO): actin filament binding
Source: RefSeq, a predicted model, not a curated record
UUCAGGGCGGAGCAGGCGGAAGUAGGGUGAAAAGCGGCUACAACGCCGAGCGGAGGAGCUAGGAACCUGAUUUCCAGAAGCAGCUGGGUAGGCACCAUGGCCGGGAACUCCACCAUCGAGGCGGUAAAGCGCAAGAUCCAGGUUCUGCAGCAGCAGGCUGAUGAUGCGGAGGAGAGGGCCGAGCGCCUCCAGCGGGAAGUGGAGGGAGAAAGGCGGGCCCGGGAGCAGGCUGAAGCUGAGGUGGCCUCCUUGAACCGCAGGAUCCAGCUAGUUGAAGAGGAGCUGGACCGUGCCCAGGAGCGCCUUGCCACUGCUUUGCAGAAGCUAGAGGAAGCGGAAAAGGCUGCUGAUGAGAGUGAGAGAGGUAUGAAGGUGAUUGAAAAUCGGGCUCUAAAAGAUGAAGAAAAGAUGGAACUCCAGGAAAUCCAGCUAAAGGAAGCAAAGCACAUUGCAGAAGAGGCAGAUAGGAAGUAUGAAGAGGUGGCUCGUAAGUUGGUGAUUAUCGAAGGAGACUUGGAACGUACGGAGGAACGCGCCGAGCUUGCAGAGUCCCGUUGCCGAGAGAUGGAUGAGCAGAUCAGACUGAUGGACCAGAACCUGAAGUGUCUGAGUGCUGCUGAAGAAAAGUACUCUCAAAAAGAAGACAAGUAUGAAGAAGAAAUAAAGAUUCUUACUGAUAAACUCAAGGAGGCAGAGACCCGUGCUGAGUUUGCUGAAAGAUCGGUAGCCAAGCUGGAAAAGACCAUUGAUGACUUGGAAGACGAGCUCUAUGCCCAGAAACUGAAGUACAAGGCCAUUAGCGACGAGCUGGACCACGCCCUCAAUGACAUGACCUCUAUAUAAGCUGAAGUGCACCAAAGAGGAGCAUCUCUGUACACAAAGGAUGCUGGACCAGACCCUGCUGGACCUGAAUGAGAUGUAGACCUCCCCCAUCCCUGCCCUGCGGCCUCUCUUCCCUCUGACCUUGACUCCCGUCUGUGGCCAGCCUCCCAGAAGCUGACCUUGAAACUGAGGGCUGAUCUUUUUAACUGAAGGCUGCUUUCCCUCCUGUCACCCCCUUCUACCCUUCUUGUCUUUUUCACAAAACUGUGUCAGCCUCUUCCCAGAGUUCCAGCUGGAGGGGCUGAACACCUUUGGGAACAAUAUUUAAGGGAAUGUGAGCACAACGCAAAGUGUCCUCAAUGCAGUUGUGAUAUGCACAUUGUGGUUACUUUUUGUCUUAGCAACCCUUUUUAACAUUCCAAGCACUUCUGCAGCUUGGAGCAGCACAUUUUAGCCUAAUGGAUACUGUCUCACCAUGGAGGAGAAGCACAGGAAUGGGCCUGCCUUCCUGAGAGCCAGCAGAGCCCAGGCAGGCUCCACUGUGGGAGACCUCAGUGCUCUGCACUGCGUCUUAGCCAAACAACGGGGAUUCUAGGAAGUUAGCCAAAAACAAAAAACUCUUCCGGGCUGUGAAGGGUUUCAGCUUUGAUAUCUUUGAACAACUUUUACACUUAUUUUAUUUUUUACUUUUUCCAUCAAAUGUGACCAAAUAAGACGCUGAGACAGCCCCACCUCCCAGGGCCACAUGCAUGUUAGGCAAGCGUGCUACCAUUCAGCCCAGUCCUGAGCCCAAACUUGUCUGAGCUCCACCCCUUCCCCAACUGCUCAAAAUGGAUCAUGCUGCUCCUUAGUGUUGUGGUGACCUCUUAGUGUUCACCUGCCCCCAAGGGAGACAGAGAAGGAGAAUUAUGUUUGUGCCACUGAUUUAGCCACAUGAAAGGCAUCUCAUCGCCCUUUUCCUGAAGCUGCUGUCUCUAAAGUGCCAUCUCAUUGUGCUUUGUAUCAGUCAGUGCUGGAGAAAUCUUGAAUAGCUUAUGUAAAAAAAAAUAAGAACUUUUUAAAUUUUAUAUUAUUUUGAAAUUUUGUUUUGGGGGGGUUGGGUUACCUUGGCCAACCCAUUGGCUGUGAGGAUUCUUUGCAGUCUGUGGGCUAGUGGUAUGCUGAUCUUUCAAGUGUCCCCACCCAAUUGCCAUCCAUGUUCAGGUGGUUUCUUCUCGGCCUGUUAGGUGGGCACCCUGCAGAUUCCUGGCUUGUUUGUACUCUCCUCUGACCGGAGAAAGAGAACCCUGUAGUGCAACUGUUUUGAUACUGAAUAUUGACAAGUGACAUUUUGAAAUAAAGAACCAGUCCCUCCACAA